Molecule: messenger RNA, 438 nt
Organism: Colletotrichum aenigma
Lineage: Eukaryota; Fungi; Ascomycota; Sordariomycetes; Glomerellales; Glomerellaceae
Exons: 2
Coding region: 1-438 (145 amino acids)
Source: RefSeq, a predicted model, not a curated record
AUGGCCGACAAGUCUGGCAAAUGGAACAACCCAGUCCUCCUCGAGUCUUUGGUGAUGGCUUUCCACGGCCUUGCCAAGUCAGCAGACGGUCUCACAAAGGAGUCCAAGGACGCGGUCGUCGCCAAAGCCCACAUCUGGGGCUUCACCGACAUGACUUGGGAAGGCAUUAGCCUCCUUGACGCAACUUCUCCUCUCUCAACUUUCUCUCUUGUCGAUCCCCCUUACUCAUCAUCUCGCUCGUCUUCAUCUUCCUUCAUCACAAGAUUAUUCCAAAUCGCCACGAUGUCUCGUCACUAUCAGAAGUGGACUCCCGAGAUCGACCAGCAAAUUCUUGCUGCCAUGGUCAAGGUGAUGAUUCCGACCGCCGAGCAAUACAAUGCCAUCAUGGAGGAACUCGAGCCUUGCGGAUAUGGCUUCACCGCCAUCACCAUGAAGUGA